CUGCCCCCAGCUGCCCCCCAUGGAGUGACCCUGCCCCGGGGGGGGGCAGCUGGCAGCGGCACCAUGAGCGACUUCUGGCACAAGCUGAGCUGCUGUGUGGUGGAGAAGCCUCAGCCUAAGAAGAGGAGGAGGCGCCUGGAGCGCUCCAUGAUCGGGGAGCCGAUGAACUUCGUGCACCUGACCCACAUCGGCUCCGGGGACAUGGCCGCGGCGGAGGGGCUGCCCGGGAGCGGAGCCGUGCAGGAGAUGAGGUCCAAGGGCGGCCGGGAGCGGCGCUGGAGCAGCUCCAGAGUGUUGUAGCCUAUUCCUGGCUUUCUCAGCCCAAACUUGAAC
Messenger RNA from Dryobates pubescens (Downy woodpecker), 333 nucleotides. It is a transcript of the gene CDC42SE1, whose product is annotated as CDC42 small effector 1. The transcript has 4 exons. Gene Ontology annotation, molecular function: small GTPase binding. NCBI's taxonomy places the organism in Eukaryota, Metazoa, Chordata, Aves, Piciformes, Picidae. Gene Ontology annotation, biological process: regulation of Rho protein signal transduction. Gene Ontology annotation, cellular component: plasma membrane. The coding region runs from base 64 to 300 and encodes 78 amino acids. The record is from RefSeq and is a predicted model, not a curated record.